Sesamum indicum (sesame) is the source of this 2002-nucleotide messenger RNA. RefSeq names its product Transducin/WD40 repeat-like superfamily protein. NCBI's taxonomy places the organism in Eukaryota, Viridiplantae, Streptophyta, Magnoliopsida, Lamiales, Pedaliaceae. The record is from RefSeq and is a predicted model, not a curated record. Gene Ontology annotation, molecular function: protein binding. Gene Ontology annotation, cellular component: Cul4-RING E3 ubiquitin ligase complex; cytoplasm.
UAUUUUUAAUUACGGAAAAGGAUUUGGGAUUUAUGAUAAUUGAUACCCUUCUUUACUACAACGCGAAACUUCUUCUUAUUGUUUUGGUGAAUGUAAAACGCGAAACUUCGAUCCCUAUGUACGCAGUGGGAAGAUCAUCGUAAGGUGACCUGCGUACGACGUCGCUGGACCUGCCGCCUCCUGUUCGCCCCCACACUCUAUCUAUCUAACUGUAUGUAUAGAUUUAUACUCUGAGCUUACAAUUCCCAUUGCAUGGUGCCUCCACUUCUUCUGACUCAACGGAUGCCUCUGUCUCCAUCCACGAUCCUCGCUUCUUGCUUCUCGCUGUUCCAAUUCUCCUCUUUCUACUGUCCAACCCGCUGUUCUUCUUUCCUUCUCUCUGAACUUGCUAGCUGAAAUUCAGGCGAUAAUCGAUAUGGAGGGAGUUUUCAAGAAUUCUGAUAAUGGGCUGCUCGAAUUCUUCAAGAGGGAGAUGGGUUUUUGCUCUCCCAGGAUUUUCUCGCGCCGCAUGUCUGCUUCCGAGACCCUGAUCAAGCAGAUUGAUUUGUAUGGAAAACUUACUGGACACCAGGGUUGUGUAAAUACAGUUGAGUUCAACUCUACUGGUGAGCUUCUCGUGUCAGGUUCAGAUGACAGACAAAUCAUGCUCUGGGAUUGGGCAGCACGGAAACUAAAAUUUUCUUAUCCAUCUGGCCAUUUGGACAACAUUUUCCAGGCUAGAUUCAUGCCAUUUACUGAUGACCGCAAAAUAGUAACUUCAUCUGCUGAUUGCCAGGUUAGGCUCAGCCAGUUGUUGGAGAAUGGUUCAGUAGAAACAAAGAGAUUAUCCAAGCACCAAGGUCGUGUUCACAGGCUUGCUGUCGAACCAGGAAGUCCUUAUGUGUUUUACAGUUGCGGGGAGGAUGGUUUUGUCCAGCAUUACGAUCUACGAAGUAAUUCUGCUACCAAGCUUUUCUAUUGCUCAUCCAUCGGAGAAAACAAUCGGUCUUCAAGUAGUAUUGGGCUGAAUUCCAUUGUUAUUGACCCAAGAAAUCCUAAUUAUUUUGCUGUAGGAGGUGCUGACGUUUAUGCACGUGUUUACGACAUCAGGAAUUAUGAUGUAAAUGCAUCGACCAAAGCAGGAAGUCCUGUUGACACUUUUUGUGCUCGUCACCUUAUUGGGACCCGCGACGCUCACAUUACAGCACUAGCUUACUCCAGAACAAGUGAACUGCUCAUCUCGUACAACGAUGAGCUCAUAUAUUUGUUCCAAAAGAACAUGGGAUUGGGUCCUCAUCCUACGUCUUCCUCAUCUGAAGACUUGCAUAAACUGGUGGACGCACAAGUAUAUUCCGGUCACAGAAACUCCCAAACUGUCAAAGGAGUCAAUUUCUUUGGUCCCAAUGAUGACUACAUCCUAAGUGGGUCCGACUGCGGUCAUAUAUUUAUCUGGAAAAAAAAGGACGGUGAACUUGUCCGUCUGAUGGUUGGUGAUAGACAUAUCGUGAAUCAGAUGGAACCCCAUCCAACGAUUCCACUUCUUGCUUCCUGUGGGAUAGAGAAAACUAUAAAGCUUUGGGCCCCAUCUUCAAAUGUCGUUAGCCCUCUGCCAGAUAAUGUUCAGGAGAUAAUGGAAGCCAAUAGGCAAGGUCGGGAGGACCAUUCACGGGUAACUCUUACUCCUGAUGUGAUCAUGCAUGUUUUGCGUCUGCAUAGGAGGCAAGCACGGGUGUAUAUCGAGAGAAGAUAUAACAGAGAAGAUGUUGAGAGUGAUAAUGAUGGUGACGAAGGGGAGUCUUAUGUUCUGGGAUUUUCCGAUGGCGAUCCUUCCGAGGAGGGUGGAAACUCCAGAGAGUGUAACAUUAGCUAGAUCAGACAUGUAAUUAUAUCCGAGCUUUACCUUUUUCUGUUUAUUCUUGCUGCUUCUUGUAUAAUCGAGCGCAUUUUUUGUAAUUCAAGAUUUGAUGUUUGGGCCACACUUCCUCUUGUGGAAUAUCCUUUAGUGCAGAGGCCUUGAUAAAAA